UAUUUCUCUCCCUCUCUCUGAAAUCAAUAAAUAAAUUUUAAAACUUAAAAAAAUAGUGAAGCCUGGCCCGUCCUGCAGCCCCUGGGGGUCUGUCCCGUGUGUCCCGUGUGUCCCCCAGCGGCUGCUGCUGCUGAAGCCCAUCCCGAGCCCGAGGCGCACCUGUGGGGCCAUGUCUGGCCGACAGGCUGUGAAGCCCCAGGCUGCCAGCGCGGCUACAGCCAAGCACCGUCCCUUCCGUGCAGCCCAGUCAUGGCCUGGUGUCUGCGGGGCCUCAUGGGUCUGGUCAGGUUCUCGCCUUUCUGGGUCUGUGCACCGCCUGUCCUGGGGCAGCAGGACCCGGUCCAGCCGGUGCUGGUGGGAGGCGCAGGGAUCGGACGGCCCGUGGCCAGGUGCUGCGCCUGCGCCUCCCCUCACACCAGGGCCGAGUGGAGACAUCUGUGCACAUGGCUGACUCCGUGGACGGCAGCCACGCUCUGCGCCCACAGAUGCUGAGACAGCCCCGGGUCCAGCAUUAAUGUGACACACAGGCUCACUGCUGCCACUUGGGUUUCGUUCCAAAGUCAGACGGAACCUGGUCCGCCUGGGUCAGCAGGAGGUGGGGGUGGCCGGGCUGCCCUGUUGCUCAUGGCGGAGUCUCGCACCUGCUGCGCCCGGCCAGGGACCCUGGAGGCCAAGACGACCGACCAGACCCCAUCCCCUGACCGAGCCCCCUGCACGGCCUGGGCUCCCGGUGAGGACGGACCUGUCUCCUCAGGCUCCCUGGUUGGUGCAGAGCCUCCUGCAGCCAUGGAGGAGGAGGAGGAGCAGCCGGCUCAGGAGACCAACACGGACCCCGCGGGGACCUCGGGAGCUGCGGAGAUGGUGCCCAGGGCGCCUCCCGGAGAACCCCAGAACCUGUGUUCGUGCUCCCAAGACCACGCGGUGCUGGGCGGCGAGGGUGGGCCGCUCCUGGGUUUGUGGACGGGCCCUGCUGCCCAGGGCGUGGGGGGCUCUCCCUGUGGACAGGAGUUGGAGGCCGAGGACGGGAGCCGGGUGUACGUGGUGGGCACUGCCCACUUCAGCGACGACAGCAAGAAGGACGUGGUGAAGACGAUCCGCGCGGUGCAGCCGGACGUGGUGGUGGUGGAGCUGAGCCCCUUCGCCCUCUCCCUCACCGAGUGUCAGGCAGAGGAGGAGGAGUUGGGGACUCUGAGCAGGCUGGCGGCCUCUCUGCAGAACGGGGUCAUGUCGGGGCUGAUGCAGAUGCUGCUGCUGAAGGUGUCGGCCCACAUCACGGAGCAGCUGGGCAUGGCGCCCGGCGGCGAGUUCCGCGAGGCCUUCAAGGAGGCCAGCAAGGUGCCCUUCUGCAAGUUCCACCUGGGAGACCGGCCCAUCCCCGUCACCUUCAAGAGGGCCAUCGCCGCGCUGUCCUUCUGGCAGAAGGUCAAGCUGGCCUGGGGCCUGUGCUUCCUGUCGGACCCCAUCAGCAAGGACGACGUGGAGCGGUGCAAGCAGAAGGACCUGCUGGAGCAGAUGAUGGCGGAGAUGAUCGGCGAGUUCCCCGACCUGCACCGCACCAUCGUCUCCGAGCGUGACGUGUACCUGACCUACAUGCUGCGGCAGCUCCAGGCCAAGCGCUCACUCCGGCUCCAGACCGGGGACAACGGGGCUCGUCACGAUAUUUUAUGA
Molecule: messenger RNA, 1668 nt
Organism: Myotis brandtii (Brandt's bat)
Lineage: Eukaryota; Metazoa; Chordata; Mammalia; Chiroptera; Vespertilionidae
Gene: TRABD
Product: TraB domain containing
Exons: 8
Coding region: 625-1668 (347 amino acids)
Source: RefSeq, a predicted model, not a curated record